Pelobates fuscus (common spadefoot toad) is the source of this 1407-nucleotide messenger RNA. It is a transcript of the gene KCNRG, whose product is annotated as potassium channel regulator. The record is from RefSeq and is a predicted model, not a curated record. Lineage: Eukaryota; Metazoa; Chordata; Amphibia; Anura; Pelobatidae. Bases 101 to 934 code for a protein of 277 amino acids. The transcript has 2 exons. Gene Ontology annotation, molecular function: protein binding. Gene Ontology annotation, biological process: negative regulation of delayed rectifier potassium channel activity; protein homooligomerization. Gene Ontology annotation, cellular component: endoplasmic reticulum.
GGCAAAGUGGCCGGUAAAAGGCUUUAACUGUGUCUAACUUACUACAAAACUUUGUCAGUGGGAUCUCUUACACAGUAACACGAAGCUGAACGUGGAGGAGAUGAGCAAUCAAGAGGUAGUCACAGUAAAUGUUGGAGGUACGAAGUUCACCACAUUUCCCUCAACGUUGAUGAGAUUUCCAGAGUCCAGGCUGGCGCACAUGUUGGAUGGCAGUGAUCGUGAGUUUAGGAUAGUGAAUGGUCAAGUCUUUGUAGACAGAGAUGGGACUUUGUUUAGCUAUAUUCUUGAUUUCUUGAGGACGUCCCAGCUCUCCCUACCUCCUGACUUCUCAGAUUACGAGAGACUGCAAAGAGAAGCAGAAUUUUACCAACUUCAAAACCUGGCAGAUUUGCUUGGCCAUGAAAGCUUUUAUCGGCCUAGACUGGAGAUCCUGGAAGUGCGAUUUCUUGUCCAGGAAACACACUCUUAUUUCCGCAUCUUUUGCUCAUGUAGUAGCACUAUUGAAAUGCUGGCAGACCGGGUUAUAAUGUAUGUGGAGCAACCGAUCGGAGGACAGAGCUGGACCUUUCCAUUCUCGGCACAAAAACCACUGGCACCGGCGCCUCUACAAAGACCCUCACACCAUGACCUCAUAUUCCAGUGUGGAACAGACUAUGCCACUGGAGAUCAGUUUGGAGCCAGGUAUAUCUCCAUAAAACCUGAUCAAAGGAAACUGUUAAAUGGGACCAAUGUCCUCGGACUCUUGCUGGAUAUUUUACUAAAGGAGGGCUUCAGUCUGAUUAGCACUAGGUCUGUAGCAUCUGAAGAGAAGGUGGAGUGCUAUACAUUUCAGAGGAAGAAAAGAGCAGAAGUGUUCACAGUUAAUGAAACUCCUAAACCGGAAAACAAUGUACAUAUACAAGGGAAGCAAGGCAAGUCGAACAAAAAGAGAUGAAGCUUGCCCGGUCAUGAACAUAUAAAGAAGUCUUGUUAUCCAGCAACCAUUUCAUCAAUACCAUUUUACCAUUCUAUCACAUCAUUUUAGGUAUACUGAUGAGGUGUUACUUUAUAGACAAUGCAAUGUCAUCCAAGGGUGACCUUGUAUGGACAUGUUAUGUCCGGACUAUAAUACUGCUAAUACAGUUAGUUGAUAGCUAUGAUGGACUUUGCACAAGGAAGCAGGUUAUCAGCUCUUUGCCCCAACAUGAUUUCGUCUACACUAUGCUAGCAAAACUAUAGAUUGAUUUUUAGAAUAUUAUUUGCUAUCGUGCCAUUAUCAUAGAGUUUAGAAUUUUAGUUACGCUGAUCAGAAAUGUGUGCACCUGCAGCAAAUCCCACAAUGCACAUGUCCAGAAUGCUAUAUGAGCAGCUGAAAUCAGGAACUGAGUCGUGUGCCAUGUGGGAUCCACCCUUUGUCAGUCAGUGAUG